AUGAGCCAACCCGACCUUCCCAUCGUGGCCACGCGUUACGGACCAGUACGGGGCGUAAGGAAAACAGCCGCGACCGGUGUCGAGUACCUUAACUUUCAAAAGAUACCCUACUGUAAGCCACCGGUUGGUGAGCGUCGAUUCAAGGAUCUGGAGGUGCCGGAACCGUGGACCGAACCGCUGGACUGUACGCAGCAAGGUCCGAGUGGAUAUCAGUUCAACAAGCUGUUGAACAAGAUCGUUGGCAGUGAGGAUCAUCUGUACAUAAAUGUGUACACGAAGGAGCUGAAACCGGAGAAAUUACGUCCGGUUAUGUUAUGGAUACAUGGUGGAGCAUUUAUGCGCGGUUCUAGCGGAACGGAAAUGUACGGUCCGGACUAUCUCAUUAGAAAGGACAUCGUGCUGGUUACUUUCAACUAUCGCAUUGGAGCAUUCGGCUUUUUGUCUCUCGAUUCGAAAGAAUUGGCGAUACCUGGCAACGGUGGUUUGAAGGAUCAAAAUUUAGCACUCCGUUGGGUGCGUGAUAAUAUCGCCCAAUUCGGUGGCGAUCCGGAUAAUAUUACACUGUUCGGGGAGAGUGCGGGUGGUUGCUCGGUACACUACCACAUGGUGUCGGAACAAUCGAGAGGAUUGUUUCGCCGGGCGAUCGUGAUGUCGGGAUGUACGCUGAACAAUUGGUCUACAGCGCCCAGGCGUGGUAUAGCCGAACGAUUGGCCAGAGCGCUCGGGUGGAAUGGCAAGGGUGGCGAAGCGGAAGCUUUCAAAGUACUGAUGGAAGCAUCCGCGGAGGAUAUCGUUAAGAAGCAGGAUCUGCUCCUAACUCCAAACGAGCUGGAAAACCGUUUGCUGUUUGCCUUCGGUCCAGUAGUAGAACCAUAUCUAACGAAAAACACCUUCAUACCGAAGAAACCGCUGGAAAUGUGUCGCGAGGCCUGGAGUAACGAUAUCGAUAUACUGAUCGGUGGUAACGCCGAGGAGGGACUGUUUUGUUUGAGCUCUAUCAAAGAAAAUCCCGCCAUAAUGGAAAAUCUUAAAAAUUUCGAGUACUUGGUACCGACCGAGCUAGAGCUGGUACGAGCUUCGCAAUUGUGUCGUGAAUACGGUUUAAGGCUGAAAAAGUUCUACUAUGGUGAGACGAAACCAUCGUUUGAUAAUCGGGAUGGCUAUUUAACGCUAAUGACCGACAAGCUUUUUUGGCAUGGUAUUCAUCGCACUAUCUACUCCAGGACUAGGUCGCCGAAGGUGGCAAACACGUUUGUUUAUCGAUUUGCGGUAGAUUCCGAAACGUACAAUCACUACCGUAUUUACUUCUGCGAUCGGAAUGUGCGCGGAACGGCUCAUGCCGAUGAUCUUUCGUAUCUGUUUAAAAAUUUGUUCAGCCCCGUGCCGGAAACCGAUACAAUGGAGUAUAGGACGAUGCAAAGUAUGGUCGAGUUGUUUACUAACUUUGCCAUACUGGGUACUCCAAAUGGUGGAACUGUUGGAGAUAUUUGGGAACCGGUCGGGGCAACGGUGGAUGCAUACAAAUGUUUGAACAUUAAUAACGUUGGAUUGAGCUUUGUUGACUUUCCUGAAAUGAAACGCAUGAAGCUGUGGGACUCAAUUUACAACAAGAAUCAGCUGUAUUAA
This is a messenger RNA of Anopheles marshallii, 1626 nucleotides long. Its product is annotated as esterase B1-like. The record is from RefSeq and is a predicted model, not a curated record. The coding region runs from base 1 to 1626 and encodes 541 amino acids. NCBI's taxonomy places the organism in Eukaryota, Metazoa, Arthropoda, Insecta, Diptera, Culicidae. The transcript is spliced from 7 exons.